CCGGGCCCGCGGCCCUCACCGGCGCUCACCGUGGGGGCUCACCACGUGGGCCGCUCGCGCCGCCGGCCCGCGUCUCCCGGCAACGCCCGGGGCGCCGCUCUGCGCAGGCGCGGGUGCCAGUGCGCAGGCGCGAGACCCGCGAGAGGGUCAAAGGGCGCGGGCUGCGCCUGCGCAGGACGGCGCGGCAACAUGGCGGACAAGGAGAAGAAGAAGAAGGAGAGCAUCUUGGACCUGUCCAAGUACAUCGACAAGACCAUCCGGGUCAAGUUCCAGGGCGGCCGCGAAGCCAGUGGCAUCCUGAAAGGCUUUGACCCUCUGCUGAACCUGGUGCUGGACGGGACCAUGGAGUACAUGCGAGACCCCGACGACCAGUACAAGCUGUCUGAGGACACGCGGCAGCUGGGGCUGGUGGUCUGCAGGGGGACGUCCGUCGUGCUCAUCUGCCCCCAGGACGGCAUGGAGGCCAUCCCCAACCCCUUCAUCCAGCAGCAGGACGUCUAGGACCCCCAGCCCCUCACCGGCAGCAGGACCUCUGGGGACCCCCAGCCCCUCACCCGGCAGCAGGACCUCUGGGGACCCCCAGCCCCUCACCCGGCAGCAGGACCUCUGGGGACACAGGACCAAACAUCUGCAGUUUUUCUUAAUAAAACUACAAAGCCCA
This is a messenger RNA of Erinaceus europaeus (western European hedgehog), 661 nucleotides long. It is a transcript of the gene LSM7, whose product is annotated as LSM7 homolog, U6 small nuclear RNA and mRNA degradation associated. Gene Ontology annotation, molecular function: RNA binding. The transcript is spliced from 4 exons. The record is from RefSeq and is a predicted model, not a curated record. Gene Ontology annotation, cellular component: spliceosomal tri-snRNP complex; U2-type prespliceosome; Lsm1-7-Pat1 complex. NCBI's taxonomy places the organism in Eukaryota, Metazoa, Chordata, Mammalia, Eulipotyphla, Erinaceidae. The coding region runs from base 190 to 501 and encodes 103 amino acids. Gene Ontology annotation, biological process: nuclear-transcribed mRNA catabolic process; mRNA splicing, via spliceosome.